AUGCGUUACUCCCUGAUCUUUGCUGCGACCGGCCUCGUUGCCUCGGUCUCCGGGCACGGACUUGUCACCAAGGUGGUUGGCGCCAACGGUGUUGAGAUGCCUGGUCUAUCUGUGGCUGAUGGCACUCCUCGGGACUGUUCCAGCAACGGCUGCGGCUCUCAGGCCGACACUGCCAUCAUCCGAGACAGAGAGAUCUCCAGCGGCCAAUGCGGACCUUUGGGCCGGACCCAAGGCAAUGGACCUAUCGAUGCUUCUGUUAUGAUCAACAGCUUCAUGGGUGCUGGAGCCGCCCCUACCAACAACGGCACUGGUGUUGGUGUUGAAGACGACAUUCCCGCAAAUGUCGGUGCAUCCAACAAGGCCAGCAAGGCCAGCAAGGCCAGCAAGAACAACAAGGUACGCAGUGCCAAGUUGCGCAACCGACAGCUCCUCGCUGGCCUCCUCGGAGGUGGCGCCGGCGGCAGCAAUGCCAAGGGCGUUAAGUCAAGCACUCCCCAGGAGACCAUGGUUGCCGCCACCGCCGGCACGGGUGCGUCCGGAGGUCUGCCUACCGCGGCCGAUGAUGGCACCGUCGAGCUCCAGUUCCGCCAGAUCAACCAAGACGGCGCCGGUCCUCUUGAGGCCAUGGUUGAUGGCACUUCGGGCGGCACUGAGAUGUCCGCUUUCCAGGAGGCCGAAGUCACACAAGACGUUCCCGGCUUCAUCGCCGGCCUGUCGACGGCCACCAACACGGAUUUUGCCGUCAAGGUGGCGAUGCCUCAGGGUAUGACAUGCGAUGCCACCGUCGGCAACGCUCAGAACGUAUGCGUUGUCCGUGUCCGUAACAACACCCCGGCCGGCCCCUUCGGUGGCUCUGCUGCUUUCACCCAGACCGCUGCUGCCCGCAAGCGAGCCAUCACUUACCGCUUGAAGAAGCGUGCUGAGGAGGCUGCUGCUGCGGCUGCCCGCAAGUAA
Messenger RNA from Neoarthrinium moseri, 954 nucleotides. RefSeq lists its product as uncharacterized. The transcript is spliced from 2 exons. NCBI's taxonomy places the organism in Eukaryota, Fungi, Ascomycota, Sordariomycetes, Amphisphaeriales, Apiosporaceae. The record is from RefSeq and is a predicted model, not a curated record. Bases 1 to 954 code for a protein of 317 amino acids.